Molecule: messenger RNA, 816 nt
Organism: Pistacia vera
Lineage: Eukaryota; Viridiplantae; Streptophyta; Magnoliopsida; Sapindales; Anacardiaceae
Product: chaperone protein ClpB3, mitochondrial-like
Exons: 4
Coding region: 1-816 (271 amino acids)
Biological process (GO): cellular response to heat
Cellular component (GO): cytoplasm
Molecular function (GO): ATP hydrolysis activity
Source: RefSeq, a predicted model, not a curated record
AUGGCCUCGAGAAGGCUUACAAAGUCUACUUUAGCAGCUUUAAAAUCCUCAAGAACACUAAAACUCUCUCUCUCACAAUCCGGCACACGGCUUUCUCACUCUCGCCUUCAAUCUACUUCUGCCUCAGCUUCUUCUUUCACUAGUUCUCUCAAUUCACUUUGUCGGCCUCGUAUUUUCAACUCAAUUCCUCAGAACGAUGGCGCUUCUGCAAAGUUGUCGGCGAACGCUUUCACUCGCAAGUUCCACUCUUCCACUCCUCUUCGCUCCUCCGCCACCAGCUCCUCCCAGGCCAAUCCAACUGAGUACACUGAGAUGGCAUGGGAGGGCAUUGUUGGUGCUGUUGAUGCGGCAAGAGUUAGCAAUCAACAAGUGGUGGAAUCUGAACAUUUGAUGAAGGCCCUUUUGGAGCAAAAGGAUGGUUUGGCUCGAAGAAUAUUCACCAAGGCGGGGAUUGACAACACCUCGGUUUUGCAGGCUACAGAUGAAUUUAUAUCCCAGCAACCAAAGGUUACAGGUAACACCAGCGGGCCUGUAUUAGGAUCACAUUUUUGUUCCCUCCUGGAUGAUUCUCGAAAGUAUAAAAAGGAAAUGGGGGAUGAUUUUGUGUCUGUUGAGCAUCUUUUGUUGGCCUUUCAUUCUGAUAAGAGGUUUGGGCAACAACUAUUCAAGAACCUUCAGCUUAGCGAGAAGGAUUUGAAGGAGGCCAUCAAAGCUGUUCGUGGAAAUCAGAGAGUAACGGAUCAAAAUCCUGAAGGAAAAUAUGAGGUACUGGACAAAUAUGGAAAUGAUUUGACAGAGCUUGCNGCUAUAAAAUAA